AGUGUUCAGCUUUCCACAGCUUUUUCAUGUGGAUAGCCACACAUCCUUUGUGGGUUUUAUUUUUUAAUGUUUAUUUGGUGGGGAUUCUCUCGUGGAGAUGAUAAAGAGAAAUAAGGUUAUUGGAUUUAUCUUAAAUACCAGUUACAAUUUUUGAUGCUCAGGUUGCAUAUGGGAAGAAGUCAGUGGCCCGGUCCUCAUGAAAAUCACUUCUUUCAGCUGGGGACAGAAUAGAAAGCAGUCUGCGGUCUUCUUGCCCUACCAUCAAGUCCAGCCCCACACUGUCCUCCAGUGGCUGGUAACUUGUGUCUUCUUUUUUACAGGGGACCUGCUAGGUCGUUCAGAUGUGUUUGGAAAAACUUCAUUAAGGAUCUGGAAUGUGACACGGAAGGACUCAGCCAUCUAUCGCUGUGAGGUCGUUGCUCUAAAUGACCGAAAAGAAAUUGAUGAGAUUACCAUCGAGUUAAUUGUGCAAGUGAAGCCAGUGACCCCUGUCUGCAGAGUCCCGAAAGCUGUGCCCGUAGGCAAGAUGGCGACACUGCUGUGCCAGGAGAGUGAGGGCUAUCCCCGGCCUCACUACAGCUGGUACCGCAACGACGUGCCACUGCCCACAGACUCCAGAGCCAAUCCCAGGUUCCACAAUUCCUCCUUCCUUGUGAACUCAGAGACAGGCACGCUGGUUUUCAAUGCUGUCCACAAGGAUGACUCUGGACAGUACUACUGCAUUGCUUCCAAUGAUGCAGGCGCAUCCAGGUGUGAGGGGCAGGACAUGGAAGUCUAUGAUCUGAACAUUGCUGGGAUUAUUGGGGGAGUCCUGGUUGUCCUCAUUGUUCUUGUUCUGAUCACAAUGGCCAUCUGCUGUGCAUACAGACGUGGCUGCUUCAUCAACAAUAAACAAGAUGGAGAAAGUUAUAAGAGUCCAGGGAAGCAUGAUGGAGUUAACUACAUUCGGACAAAUGAGGAGGGUGACUUCAGACAUAAAUCAUCCUUUGUUAUCUGAGACCUGCCGCCUGAGAGAAAGCACUUGCAGAUACCUCUAUUGGAGACAGGCCAAGGGCUGCUGGGAGCCCAGGGCGCCUGGACAGAGCGACCAGGCAGAAGCCUUUUGUUCUGGCCAAAGUUGAUUCCUUCCUUGCUCUUUAACAAGCCACAUGAAUAAAAGAAACCCUCCUGGAGAUGGGCCUAGUGACCUAGACCUUUGCUAGCCCGACGCCCUGAGCAGGGUUAGGAUGAUCUUCAAGGCCUUUUUGUCAUCGUUCUCUUGUUCUGGACUGGUUUUGCCCCAGGUGUUUAGCAGCCAGGACAACACUGGCUGUGAGACUCUGAGGGCUGGGCUGCGGCAGCAGCUGUGUGAGCACAUCUGGGACGUGCCCACGAAGGUUUUCAGGCAGUGCCUUGCUCCCUGGACCCUGACCCACCGUGUUGCCUCUGUUGACUGGCCCGUAGUUUCAUGUCCCUCCUGGAGAAUCUGUCUGGAUCAGCAUUUUAUAAAAACCCAAACCAGAAAGGUAAAAUUGCUUGCUGAAGAGAGAGAUCUUACCCAGAGAACUCUUGUUCCCAAGAGCCACCAAGAUUUAGAACCUGUGUCUUAAGCUAAGUCUGAAAUGGUACUGAAGUCUGCUUUUCUAUUGAUUUUGCUUAUUUUAUAAAAUUUUAACAUUCUAAAUUUUUGCUAAAGAUGUAUUUUGAUUAUUGAAGAUUUCUAUAUAAACUGUAAAUAUAUUGCCACACAGUGUUUCAAAACGUAUUUUUUUAAGAGUUCAACUUACAGCUAGAAGGCUUGGGCUACUAGUGUUCAAUACCAGUAAUAAAGUCUUUUAAGGAAUUCUCUUAA
This is a messenger RNA of Onychomys torridus (southern grasshopper mouse), 1831 nucleotides long. RefSeq names its product junctional adhesion molecule C-like. The transcript is spliced from 6 exons. The record is from RefSeq and is a predicted model, not a curated record. Gene Ontology annotation, molecular function: protein heterodimerization activity; protein homodimerization activity. Lineage: Eukaryota; Metazoa; Chordata; Mammalia; Rodentia; Cricetidae. Gene Ontology annotation, biological process: angiogenesis; cell adhesion. The coding region runs from base 197 to 997 and encodes 266 amino acids.